AUGAUUCCAGGGACAGCGGCGCCCUCAAAGUCUCUUAGGGGUGGCGGCGCCUCCAGGGACCCUCCCAAGGAGGCGGUAUCCCCAGGGACCAACCUAGGGGUCACGGAGCCCCCUGGACCAUCAAAGGGGUUGCGCCCUCCCUUCAUAGACCCAUCCAAGGGGGCCCUCCUAGGAUCGGCUGCGCCCCCAGGGACCCUCCCAGGGGCGCUGAAUCUUCCAGAGACCCUUUCAAUGCCAGCGGCGCAGACCCCAGCACCCUCACAGGGGCUCUCCCCGCUCCGGCUGCACCCCAAGGGGCCCUCUGAAAGGAGUCUGCAUCCUAGGGCACUGUUAUGGAUGGUGGCAUCUCCAGCGGCACUCCCAGGGUCUGUGGCUCUGACAUGGAACCUCCCAGGGGUGGUUGCGCCACCAGGUACCAUCCCAGGGGCGGCGAAGUCCCCAGGGACUGUCCCGGGGAUGGCGGUGCUUCCAGUGACCCUCUCAGGAGCAGCGACGUCCCCAGGGACCCUCCCAGCGGCGACAGUGCCUCCAGGGGUUCUCUCAGGAGUGCCGGCAUCUUCAAGGGUCCUCCCUGGGUUGGUGGCGCUCCCAGAGGCCAUCGUGUGGGCGGCGUCGACCCCCACGGACCCUCCCAGGGGCGGUAGCGUACCCAGGGACCCUCCCAGUGGCGGUGAUGCCACCUGUGGUUCUCUUAGGGGUGCUGGCGGCCCAGGGACCCUCUCAGGGGUGGCAGGACUCACAGGGAUCCUCCCGCGGCCGUUGGCGCCCCCAGGGACCCUCCUAGUGGCGGUGGCGCCACCAGGGACCCUUCUAGUGGCGGUGGCGCCCCUAAGCGCCCUCUCAAAUGCGGCUGCACCUCCAGGGGCCCUUCCGUGGUUGGUGGGGCCACCAGGGGCCCUCCCAUGGGUGGUGACGCCCCCUGGGGCUCUCCCAGGGGUGGUGGCGUUCGCAGGGUCCCACUCACGGACGGAAGCGCCCCCAGGGGCCCUCCCACGGGUGGUGGCGCCACCAGGGCCCACUCAGGGGCGGCUGCACCUCCAGGGAUACUCCUAG
Molecule: messenger RNA, 1053 nt
Organism: Homarus americanus (American lobster)
Lineage: Eukaryota; Metazoa; Arthropoda; Malacostraca; Decapoda; Nephropidae
Product: basic proline-rich protein-like
Exons: 2
Coding region: 1-1053 (350 amino acids)
Source: RefSeq, a predicted model, not a curated record